GCAUACGGAUGCUGGAAAUGAUAGCUAACAGCUAGUGUUUACGCAUUUUAGGAAAGAUGGCUGGGGACUUGCAAGGUUUUGCGCUGGAAAAAGCCGAGCUGCUUUCCAGCCGUUUGAAGGAGCUCCUGUCUUCGGGUCAGGGAUAUGUCCGGGCUCAGUUUGGGGUGGAUUUGGGUCUGAAGCCCGAGCUGUACCCGACCUGGGUCAUCCUCUCCACGGCCGCGGUGGGUCUGCUGCUGCUGCUCGGUCUGUCCAGGGCCGCUGUCUGCGGCGGGCUGCUCGUCGGGAAAAAGCGGGGAUCCCCGGUCACACAAGGCAGCGGUGAUCCCGGCAAGGCCACCUUUGUUAAAACUGCCAAGCCAGAAGAACCGAAGAAGAGGAACAAAAAGAAAGCGCCUGAGAAGAAAACUCAGUCCAACGGACAGCCAGUAACUGUGGCCCAAGAGGAAGUUAAAGUGACUGAAGCAGUUUCCAAGCCCACACCGCAGAUUAAAGCUGAAAAAGUCCACGAGGUACAGGCCCCAGCGCAGGUGAAAAAGAACAAGAAGAAAACCAAGACGGAAGUGAAACCAGUUCAGCAUGUGCCUACCAACGAUGGGAAGGAGCCUGAUGAUGGUGCGUGGGAGACCAAAGUCAGCAACCGAGAAAAGAGGCAGCAGCGCAGGAAGGAAAAGGGCUCUGAGGACUCUGGCAGUCCAGGAGGUGUGGAAGCCCCCAAAGCCCACAUGGAGGCACCUGCAGCCACAGCACCUACUAAGAAGAACAGAGGAAACCAUGAGUCCCUGCAUUCAAGAGCCACUGGGAAGGCAGAUGUAGCCAGUGGAGCUGGUAAAGACAAAGCUAAAAAAUACUUGUCCUCCAGCUGGAGAGAGGAGCCUUCAGUCAACGGUGGAGGCUGGACUGAUCUCUCCAUGAAGAUCCCGGGUCAGAUGGGUUCUAUGGAAGGAGCCAAAUGGAGCACCAUCCCCACAGCUUCUCAUUACAGGACCCAACCUGAGCCCCAGCCGUGGGUGCAGGAGUCACAAGCAGCAUGGACUGGAAUUGAUGGCCGGAUAAAGCCUGACCUCAACCCCGUGUCCUUCUCCAUGCUGGGACUAAACACCACAGAGCGCAUAUCAAAUUCAAUUGAGCUGCAGUGGGCGAGCCAUGUGGAUGAUCAGUGGUCAGGAUUCAACGGCAUGGCAGCAGCAGAUCCCAGCUCUGACUGGAAUGCCCCAGCAGAGCACUGGGGAAACUAUGAGGAGCCUCCUGUUCUGGUGACACCAGCUCCUCUGCAGAAGGAACAACCGCUACCCAACAAGGUGUCAGAGGACGAGAAGGACGCUGAGGAUCCAUCUGGAGGAGCCUCCAAAUCUAAAAAGAAGAGGAAAAAGAAGAAGAAAAGCGAAGAGGAAGCUGCAUCUGAGGCUCAGAAGGUGAGCACAGCGCCGAUAGUCAAUGCGGCGCCCAAACUCCAAGAGCUUCCUGUGCAGUCCUCCAAAAAGCAGAAUACCAGCAUAUCCUCGUCUCAGAAGAAGUCUGAGCAGACUGUGGAGCCUCCGAAACCCUCCCAGAAGAAAAAAGUCCGAAGAGAAACAUGAAGUCACACCACAGGUCCAAACAAAGCAUAUGCAAAUGAUUGUUAAAAGUGUCACAUGCAAUAAUUACCAGGUACAGUGUCUUUCCGAGAUACAUUAACAGUUUAUCAGUUACAGAAAUGAAAACAAAGCAAGCAGUAGAUAUCACCUGCUUGGCUAAAUAUAGCGAAGAAAUGUAGUCCUAUGGACUGAAAACUUAACUAAUUUGCACUAUUUGCUACACUGCAACCAGAGUGGAGUUUCAGGUCAGGUGGACUUUUAGUGGAGGUACAUGUUUAAUGGCAUCAGAGGUGUUUCUGUUUUUAUAUAUUCCUCCUCCAAGACUGUAUGUAAUUGUUAACCCAAAAUUACAAAACGGGUUUUAAUUUUAUUUUUUGUUGUGUGAAAUUUUAAGUUUAAAAAGAACCAUACGUAAUUGUUCCCCAGAAUGUUGCACUUUGUUUUGUUUGCAAUGCUGCUGCCGCUUUAUGGAUUACUGAGAUGUUCUGGAGCAGAGUACAAAGGGUUUUAUUCAAAAAUAUCUCAAUAUGACACUCACAUGACCUCUGAAAUUUAUGGAUAUUUUCCAAAGUAAUGGUCUUUUUUGUACAAAAACCCCUCUUUGUGUUUCUCCAGACAGUAUUUUCUUGCCCUGCUGUGCUGGAGGGAUACUCUGUGAUACAUUUACAUGUUAAUACCAAGACUUGAUUCGGCUGUUCUUAAACAAAUAGUUUCACCUGAUGUCUUUUUUUUCACCACACAAGGGCACUGUAUCUAUAAUCAAAUAAAGGCAUUCCAACACAACCGAUAUGAGCAGGAAGAAUGAUUAGUUAUCCCGAACUCUCUACAUGGCAUGUGAGUGUUGUGUUAAGAUAGCUUUGUUUAUCUUUUAAUGUCAUAUUCCCUAAAACUGAUGCUUUUAUGUAACAAUGACACCAAAACGCUGGCUGCUUGUAGGAUACGUAGGUUAAAGUGAAUGGCAGCUGUAACGUGGUCUAUGUCAGUUACUGUGGUGUUCAAAAGACCACAGAAACUUCUCCACACAGUCAUUCCUGCUGCAGCAUAAUCCACCUUUUCAUCGUCCAUCCGUGCAAUUGUAUCCUCCAAACACUUUGCUGAAAUAUGGUUAAAUACACUUCUGUCUGUGCCUUUGUGUUUUCGGGAGCGAGAUCGCAGGAAGCUGUGGAUUUAGCCUGAUUCUGUUGGAACCAGCUGACCAUUUGCAAAAAAAAUGGAAAGCUCAUAGGUUGUAAUUUCUUUUUAAGGGAGACAGCAGGGAUUUUGACAUAAACUGAUUUUGGAUUUACACCGAGGAUUAGUUGAUGUUCCCCCUGAGACCACAGUAACUGAUAUGAACCACCAGGAGGCACUGUAAUCCGAAGUUUAAGGGGUUGAGAAGCAGUAACGCUGUUGAAGUGUCUCCCUCUGCUUUUAUCAUCAUUAUCACCACGAGAAUCUUUAUCUGACUAGAUUUUAUGUUGAUUUUUCUGCACUCCAUUUGUGAUUUCUUUUAAAUUAAAAACCAUUUCUUCCUGUUUUGUGCUAGAAAAAGCCAUGCCAUAUGUACAGAUUGUAAGGGCUUUUUCCAGUUCUGUAACUGCACUGUGCAAAAGGCUGUACUGAGUUCCUUUUGAUGUCGAUGAAUUGUUUUUACUAACUCUUGCGGAAUGUGAAAUGUGUAAGUUUUUUUGGUUUUUUUUGAGUUUGUACUUGACUUCCGAGAUUUAUGACGGGGAGGUGAAAUGUUUUUGACUUAAACUGAGAAUGAAAACGUACAUAGAGCAGCUUUAAUUCCACAUCCAAGCUGGUUUUAAACAAGAUAUUUACACACACACACACACACACACACAUGAACAAUUACACAUAUACAAAAGGAAUUUAAUUCCAUUGCCUUAACCUGUAGUUGUAUAGAAAGUGCAUUGGAGUCCUUUUUUAUAGCUUCCAUCCAAUUGCAAGUUUUGAUGUCAGAAUUACUUUCAUUUUUGCAUGACUUUGAUAAUAGUACUCGUGUACAUGAAAAUGAAAUGAUCAAUCUUUUGCUUUAACUGUUAGUACUUGGUCCUAGAGUACCACUCAGUAUAUAUACUGUAAUAGCUUUCUGUAAAGAGACAAAUUGCAGCUUUUUCUGUGGGCAUCCAGUUUAGAGGACUUUAUCAUGUUCUUCUGUUUUUGUUUUGGUUCCUGUGGGCAAAGAGCCUUAGUGCAUCAAGGUGUCGAUCAACUGGUGGUGGUGGUAGUUGUUGGUAGACCUGGUAGAUCACAGCGGACAAAAUGAUGUGUCACCGUGGCUUCAGGUGCCCUUUCGUUCAGUUUUUACUGAUGAGUAAAAUUGUUCAAUCAAUGUAUUUAUAUACUUGUCUCUAGGAAAUGGUUUUUGUGAAUGAUUUUGUUUAUCGAGGAGAUACAAAUGAUAUUUCUAUGUUUGUUUGGUAAAGAUGAAAAUUAAAAGACAAAUGCUUGAUA
Molecule: messenger RNA, 4019 nt
Organism: Stegastes partitus (bicolor damselfish)
Lineage: Eukaryota; Metazoa; Chordata; Actinopteri; Pomacentridae
Gene: mtdha
Product: metadherin a
Exons: 12
Coding region: 57-1580 (507 amino acids)
Biological process (GO): negative regulation of apoptotic process; positive regulation of canonical NF-kappaB signal transduction; positive regulation of angiogenesis
Cellular component (GO): nucleus
Molecular function (GO): transcription coregulator activity
Source: RefSeq, a predicted model, not a curated record